AUGAGGAGGAUUGUGAUUUUGAUCGCUGCGUUGGCAAUUGUGCUUCAAUUAACAGCGGUUACACCAGCUACAAGACACGAAGAUGAUUUUCAAGCCAUUGAAUGGCAAAAACUUCCGUUCGAAGAUUUCAACGGAGACACCUCCGUAGUCGGAACUUGGAACGGAAAGGAAUAUGUGAUAAGGAUUCAAAUGUCGUCACUGGAUCUGGAUAUGAAACUUGUUUUUCCCGGCAAAAAAGGCUCUCAAGAUUUGAACGGUCCACCUUUUGGGAACGAUCCACCAAACCUUGGAAAGAUUCUCAAGUGCAAAGAACUACCGGAGUACCCUGGGAAUAUGACAUGUUCUGAUUACCAAGAGUACAAACGGAAAGAACCAGGUCUAAUCGCUCGUGUGGGGACGAUGGUAAAAAACACGUGGAGCUUUAUGGUGACAACAGUGGUUGAAGCUUGGAAAAUGUGUUCUAACGGCGUUGGAACAACGGCUAAGAACAUUUGGAAUGCAUUGAAAUGGUUGAUCAAUUUGGCUCGUAACAUUUGGAAAGGAACGUUGGAGUGGGUCGGUAGAAUUUGGAAAGGAUUGACGGAUUGCGUCGGAGAAAUCUGGAACAGACUCAAAAGGUUGGCAGAAUGGAUUUUUGCAACGAUGAUGUGGGCAGAUGAAUGUGUUUACCAUGGAGGCUUAUGGGUGGCUGAGAGGUACUGGGUCUGUGCUGAAUGGUUAGCCGAAUGUGCUUGGAACGGAACGGAAUGGAUUUGGGAUCAGAUUGAGUGGUUGAGCGGCGUCUCAAAGGAAAAUGCUUCAUGGUUAACUAAGAAGGCAUGGAUUGGUUCAAAACAGUGGGCCGAGUGGGCAUGGGGGGAAGCGAAACGGUUGAUCGAUUGGUCAUGGAAAACGAUUAAAAGGAACGGUAAACCACUUAAACCUGCGCUCGAGUACGUUUUGGAGACGUUUUCACUUUUUAUCAAGUUUUACAAUGAAUACGUUCACGACCAUCUUCUCAGAAUUAAAAGCCACAUUAUUGUCUCGACCUGGCGUGAAACUGGUUACACGAUCUCAGUCGUAUUGCUAAUGAACUGUGUUGUGCUGGCUGUGUACAUGUUGAUUUCGUGGCCUGUUAAGUCGAUCUCGCGAAGACGGCAAGCUUAUAAAGAAUGGAAAGAAGCCGAAGAAGCUUCCUGGAGAUUACCACCAAGACGUCAGUCUCAGUCAAACAAACGAGUCUGGGAAAAUCCCAAGAAGAAAAAGCUCUACAGGAAUAAGAACUCAUAAUUCAAGACUUCAUAUCUGAUUUCAUUUGUUAUGUGUAUUUCAAACUACUUUGAACAGAAUUUUUGGUGGAAACAUGUCAUUUUUAAUAAAAUGUAUUUAUUGAAACCUGAAGUUAGUCGUUGUUUGUAACUGUUUCCUUUUUUCUAAUUCCUUGUCAUUUUCUUUUGCAGUCCAUUUUUGGCCGGACAAA
This is a messenger RNA of Pocillopora damicornis (cauliflower coral), 1459 nucleotides long. RefSeq lists its product as uncharacterized. The record is from RefSeq and is a predicted model, not a curated record. NCBI's taxonomy places the organism in Eukaryota, Metazoa, Cnidaria, Anthozoa, Scleractinia, Pocilloporidae.